Molecule: messenger RNA, 1977 nt
Organism: Tilletiopsis washingtonensis
Lineage: Eukaryota; Fungi; Basidiomycota; Exobasidiomycetes; Entylomatales
Product: mannose-6-phosphate isomerase
Exons: 3
Coding region: 271-1836 (521 amino acids)
Biological process (GO): GDP-mannose biosynthetic process; carbohydrate metabolic process
Cellular component (GO): cytosol
Molecular function (GO): mannose-6-phosphate isomerase activity; zinc ion binding
Source: RefSeq, a predicted model, not a curated record
AGUCACACCCUCAUCGCCUCGCUCGCCAGCCACAGCGCACGGCCAGUUGGCCCACCUCGCACUUCCCACAUCGCCCUCUCUUCGCCUCGCAGCAGCGCACGCACGCCACCCGUCCACGCAAGCACAGAUCCGGCCACGCACGGCUUCGUCAGGAGCAGGCCUGACGACCCGCCCGCUUGCCUCUUCUCCACCAUUCCCACCACUCGCUCCUCCGCCGCCGCAGCGCACAGCCGGCUGCGCAGCGUCUCUGCCCACCUCACCCGCGACGCCAUGCCGUCUGCCUCUUCCUCCUCUUCCUCGGGCGCAUCGUCCUCGGCCAGCAAGGAUCCGUACGGCCCGUACGGCCCCUUCGGCGCCGCAUUUGAACUCAAGCCCGGCACGCAGCACUAUGAGUGGGGCAUGACGCGCGAGGAUGGUGCGCUGGUGGCCAAGCUGGCAAGCGCUAGUGAUCCGAAGGUGGAGAAGGCAAAGGAGGGCACCAAGUUUGCAGAGCUCUGGAUGGGCACGCAUCCGACUGUUCCCUCUUCCAUCAUCCCGCCACCAAACAGCCCAACACCACCAGACGGCUCCCCCAUUCAGCUCUCCUCCUACCUCGCCCGUCACCCCGCGCUGCUCGGCGCACGGCCGCGCUACUUCAAGCGUCCGGCCGGCGAGCUGCCGUUCUUGUUCAAGAUCCUCAGCGUCGGCAAGGCGCUCAGCAUCCAAGCGCAUCCCGACAAGGAGCUCGGCAAGAAGCUGCACGGCGAGAAGCCGGAUAGCUACAAGGACGACAACCACAAGCCAGAGAUGGCCAUCGCCCUGACCGACUUCGAAGGCUUCUGCGGCUUCCGGCCACUCUCUGAGAUGCACAAGUAUCUCGAUGCGGUGCCCGAGUUUGCACAGGUCGUCAAUGCGCCCGUCGCAUUCGUCUCCGAGCUGGCGUGGGCCAGCCAGCCAUCGUCGGGCACGACGGACGAGGAGACGCGCUCGUGGGUGCGCGGCAUCUUUGGGCGCCUGAUGCGUGCGCAGAGCACGACGUACAAGACGGCCGUCAUGCGUCUUGCCGCACGCUAUCGCCAAGCACUGGACGAUGGCAAGGCGUCCGAGCUGGAGGUCGAGGAGGACGUGGCGCGCCUCGUGGUGCGCCUCAACGAGCAGUACCCAGCAGACAUCGGCGUGCUCUGCACCUUCGUCCUCAACGUCGUCCACCUCUCGCCCGGCCAGGCCAUGUUCCUCGGCGCCAACGAGCCGCACGCCUACCUGCGCGGCGAGAUUGUCGAGUGCAUGGCUGCGUCCGACAAUGUCGUGCGCGCCGGCCUGACGCCCAAGGAGCGAGACGUAGAGACGCUCGUGGAGAUGCUCACGUACUCGACCGGCGGCGCGGAGAAGCAGCGCAUGAGCGCCACUGCCUACACGCCGGCUGAGGACAGCGCCAAUGCCGAGGCAUACGCUUCGCCGAAGGAGAAGGAAGACGGCACGCCAGACGUCCCGACGCUUCUGUACGACCCGCCCAUCGAGGAGUUCUCCGUUCUGCGCACCUGCCUGGCGCCCGGAGCAAGCGAGACGCAGAAGCCGCUCGACGGCCCUUCCAUCCUGCUCGUCACGCAAGGCGCCAACGCCAAGCUCAUCGCUCGCCCGCGUCCACUGCCGCAGGAGCAAGCGAACGGCUCGCGCAGCCGCAGCAACAGCGCGGCCAACGGCCACACGCUGGCGCCGGAUGCGCCGCGCGAGUUUGAGGUCAAGCAGCCCGGGCACACGUACUUCGUGGGCGCGGGCUGCGAGGUGGAGCUGCGCAACGAGGGAGACGAGGAGCUUGUCGUUUUCCGCGCGUUCGUCGAGGUGCCGGCGGACGAAUAGUCGCGGCCCCUCUCUCUUCCCUUCUAGUCACACACUUUCUCUGGCCGUCUUGUCCUCUUCUCUCUCCUAGUCUGGACACGCACCCCUUUUCCCUGUCACACACACACGCCUCACACAUACAAUCAGAGACCCUUUCUAGUG